AACUAUUCAUCAAUGAACGACGUUACCCACUAUGUAUAGACUAAAUCAGCUUUAGAAAUACAGUUUGCUUAUUUGUGACGAUCAAAACCGCGGCUUUUCAGUUAUUGUUUAUCUAACAUUUCGUAAGGACGAAGCAUAAGCUCAAAACGGUUGAUGCACUCUCCCAGCUGUGAGUUUUGAAAAUCCUCCCUCCCGACUACACGUCCGCUGCAGUGUCCCACAGUAUCCAAAGGGCUCGUCAUGGCGCUCGGACGCAGGAACUCGCUUCUCCUGUUUUUCUUCUAAAUUUAAUCAACCUGAAUCUCUCGGACUCGGAUUUUUGGCUGUUUCAACUUAACGACCCAAGGGCGAUGACCUGUUCCUUGCUGAGAUAUACGGAUCUGAAUAGAUAAACUUGUGUCCAACCGUGCGAUCAAGAUUUCAGGAUCCCUUUUCCACGGCGAAUUCCCUAGUUUGAGGAACUCGGGAAAGAAACUGUUCUGGAAGAAGAGGAGGAGUGAGAAGGGGCCCUUUUUUGAGUGAAUGCUAGAGACAGAAUCAUGACUGCGGCAUGGGAGUGACAUGACAUCAGCAUUGGACUUUCCCUCCAAACAACCUUAUAUCCACACACCCACACCAUGUGCUUCUCUCUUCGGCGAGGCAGAACUGACUGAAUGAACGACUACGCUGAGAAAGAUUGUGCGAGUGUGAAAAUGGACGAGUCUGCGCUCCUGGACCUGUUGGAGUGUCCGGUGUGCUUGGAGCGGCUGGACGCUACGGCGAAGGUGUUGCCGUGCCAGCACACGUUUUGCCGGCGCUGCCUGCUUGGCAUAGUGGGGUCGCGUGGAGAACUACGCUGCCCGGAGUGCCGCACGCUAGUGGAGAGUGGCGUGGAUGAGUUGCCUAGCAACAUCCUCCUGGUACGGCUACUGGACGGUAUCAAGCAGAGGCCGAGGAGGACAGGAAGCAUGCACGUCACGGGUACAAAUGGAUCUGCAGUGGCAGGGGUCCGAGCACAGGGUGCUGGAGGAGGCCAGAGGGAUCCAGGUCUCACGGGGGCACAGUCUCAGAGGGUGCAGGCCAAGAGCACUCCAGUUAGGGGAGUUCCUCAGCUACCUUGUGCCAAGGCUUUAUACAACUAUGACGGCAAAGAACCCGGAGAUCUCAAGUUCAGCAAGGGUGACAUCAUCAUCUUGCGCCGGCAGGUGGAUGAAAACUGGUACCAUGGAGAGAUGGGCGGAGUCCAUGGAUUCUUCCCCACCAACUUUGUCCAGGUCAUCAAACCUCUCCCACAGCCGCCCCCUCAAUGCAAGGCCCUGUAUGACUUUGAGCUGAAAGACAAGGAGGCUGACAAGGACUGCUUGCCAUUUUCAAAGGAUGAUAUUCUUACUGUGAUUCGUCGUGUGGAUGAGAACUGGGCAGAAGGCAUGCUGGGAGAUAAGAUUGGCAUCUUUCCUAUAUCAUAUGUAGAGUUUAACAGUGCAGCACGACAGCUUAUAGAACUGGACAAGCCAUCUGAAGGUGGAGGAGACUCUAGUGAAGGGCCGUCCUCCUCUUCCUCAGGCCCCCAGGCUAACGGCACCCAGAAAGCCACUGGAGAGAAGAAGAACAGUAAGAAGCGACACUCUUUCACCUCUCUGACUAUGUCCCAUAAACCCUGCCUGGCCCCUCCACCUCAGAGACACUCCAUGGAGAUCAGCGGCCCGGUUCUGAUCAGCUCCUCCAACCCCACAGCAGCGGCCCGGAUCGGAGAGCUCAGCGGAGGCCUGUCCUCCAGCGCACCUUCACAGGUUCACAUUUGCACAGCAGGACUCAUUGUUACUCCUCCACCAAGCAGUCCCGUCACCACAGCGACAGUUUUCACAUUUCCUCCAGAAACCAGCUAUGCCUCUAUUCCAGUGGAUGCUCUUCCUCCUCCUCCUCCUCCUCCCCCCCAGUCACAGUCCUCAGCUGUGGGCACUGCCACCUUUAAUGCUGGUCAGAGGCCGUCGCCCGCUGCGGGUGACCAGAGUGGCCGUCAGAGACCCACAGUGUACGUGGCGAUGUUUCCCUACACACCUCGUAAGGAAGAUGAGUUGGAAUUGAGGAAGGGGGAGAUGUUUCUGGUGCUGGAGCGCUGUCAGGACGGCUGGUUUAAAGGAACAUCCAUGCACACCGGCAAGAUCGGAGUGUUUCCUGGUAACUACAUGAGUCCUGUUAACAGGACGGUUUCUGGCAGCAGUCAGCCAAAAGUUCCCCUGACCCUGUGUUCACAGGCGGGACGUGGUGUCACCAUCGUCAGCCCCGCUUCUGCUCCUCUUGGAGCUGCCCUGGGGAGUGUCGACCCCAGCAAACCCCUCCCAGUCUGCCCAAAUCCCACCCCGUCUUGCCCACUUCCUGCUGCUGUUGUGUCAGCUGCACAUGUACCCUCUGGACAGCACCCCAAAGUGCUCAUGCAUGUGACGUCACAGAUGACCGUUAACCAAGCACGCAGUGCGGUCAGGACAGCUGUGAGUCAUAGUCAGGACCGGCCUACGGCAGCAGUGACACCCAUCCAAUCCCACAAUCCUCUGUCCUACCUUCCUAGCACAGCUGUGGUUCUUCAGGCGUCACCUGUCCUCGGCUCCAGUCCAGGGUCCUCGUCAGCCAGAGUCGGUGUGGCUAUGAGCUGUGCCGCCGCCUCCUUGACCCCUCCUAAUGUUAGCGCUGCUUCUCUGGACAGUGAUGCCAUGAGACCUGUCUCUGUUGUAGCACUUCCUGCCAGCACAAAAUCUCUCGGUUCAGCCUCGAAUCAAGGUGUUGCUUGUAGACUGGAUAAAGACUGCAAGAGAGAAAAGAAAGGCCUGUUGAAACUGCUGUCUAACAAAAAGAAGCUCCGCCCAUCUCCCCCAUCUUCCCCUACACUGGAGGCGGAGCAGUCUAUUGCCAUGGAAAUGCCCCAGGGGGCAGUCGGACCUGAGAUGGCUCCGUCAAGCUCCGCAGUGGUGGCAGCAGGACACAACGGCCGUACUGGGGUCUGUUUGAUUGAUUCUGAGCUCUCUGUGUCCUCGUCUUCAUCAAACACAGACACAGCGUCACACAGAGCAAGCUCCCAAGACAACACUGCCCCAAUAGCCCCGCCUCCACGACAGCCAUGCUCCUCCCUCCUCUCAAUGCAGCAUGACGGCCGGCCAAUCGUGUGUGAAAGGUACCGUGUGAUGGUAUCCUACCCUCCCCAAAGCGAAGCAGAGCUGGAGCUCAAGGAGGGAGACAUUGUGUUUGUGCACAGAAAACGAGAGGACGGCUGGUUUAAAGGAACACUUCAGAGAAAUGGCCGAACUGGGCUGUUUCCUGGCAGCUUUGUUGACAGUAUCUAACACAAAUAGUGUUUAAGAACAUAACAUUUAGAUAUCAAAUUCUCCAUCACUGAAAAUACAGCACUGAACUACAGCUUUAAUAGUUCAGAUUGAUGAACAGCAGUGAUCGGUAGGACUGGGCUGCUUAGGACUGUUGGAGCAAACUGUGAGGGUCAUCAGAUGCAUGGAUUCGACCACAGUCUGAUGAAAAUCUCAAAACCAACUCGACUGGUCCUAGUCUUUCAGCAGUAGAUCAAAUAAUUUUCCUGAAGCACAUGAAUUCAACACAGUUUUAGCCGUUCUGACUAGACACCCUAUUUCUAGCACAGUAGAUCAAGUCGUGAUAGGAUUCGUAAUUUAUGCAUCUGUAACAUUUCAAAGAUUAUUAAUGUGUGCCUUGUACUGUCUCACUUUUACUGUAUAUAAGCAAAGUGAAGCUUAUCUGAGUCAUGACAAGAACAAUAUUCAUUUUCUUCAACAUUUAACUUAUUUGUGUUUCGUAGGAAUGCAGUUUUUUAGAAAUGGUUUGUUAUGUGAGCCGAUUGGUCAGCGCCUGAAGAGCCUGAAUAAUGUCACUGGUCAUUUCAGAUGAAGAGUCUAAUGCACUCCGAAACAUUGGUUUUGACCAUCUAUGUCUACUUAAGCUUGCAUAUAAUCUGCUCUUUGAGUCAUAGGAUGUGGAGUGAGGACACUGCAGGCCUUUCUCACGAUCGGAUUGCUGUAACUUUACUGAGUGAGGGAAUGAAGGAUAGCAUAUUGUUAUUUUUAAAAGAAAAAGAUGACACUCAGACAUUUUAAUCAAAUAUUACUAAUAUUCCUUUGCAAUAACAUAGUUUUUUUGGUAGUAGAAAAGCCACUGAGCAGAACAGAAACAAUCACUCAUAGUAAAAGCUCAGACAGUGAUAGUGCCAUUAUUCUUUUGUGCACGUGUUUGUUCCCUCUCUGGUUUAGUUUACUUCAGGCCCAUACGUGGACACACAGCUGACCCAUCUUUACUGAUUAUUAUGCAGUGGACAGUAGUCUUUACCUACCAUAACAUUACAAACUGCUUGAAAAAUGUCCUUUAAAAACAGUUUCUAACCCCAAAUUCACAAACCAUUGGUUUUUGCUUCUCUUUAAGUCCAGUUUAUGAUGUUGUCUGCUGUACUUUAGUAUUUUAUGUGAUAUUUCAUGUUUUGUAUACUUGAAAAUUGUGUCUUUUAUGCUUCAUACAGUAGAUGAAAUGUUUUUAUUAUUUUGAAAGCACAAAGUGGUCUUUGCCUGUUUUUUUUUUCUUUUUGUUUGAAGAAUUUUUUCCUCCUUUUUUGUCUUGAUGGCUUUACAACUUCAUUUGUUGUAUUGAUGAAAUUUACCAAACUGCCUGUUAAAAGGUUUUAUUUGAAUCUUUAUUAUUUGUUUUUGAUCACUGGUUUCCAUCUCCAGUUAUAAACCACCGGAUGUCUAGUCGUGGCAUACUGAGUCGACACUAGAUUAAACACAAGGAUCAUUUCACUGCUUGAAUCAAGCAAGUUCAGAGUUGAUUUCAGUCAUUCAUCUCAGUCAAGAUUUCAGUAAAUGGUGUAUUAUUCACACAGCAGAACAAAAGCUGAUCACUUAACAUUUUAUUUAAUUUCAUUAAAGUGUGUGUUAGAUGGAAGGGGUAUAAAAUAAAGUAAUAACUUUUGUAAAACAUGUUUUGGAAUACUGUUGUGAGUUGAG
Molecule: messenger RNA, 4991 nt
Organism: Carassius gibelio (silver crucian carp)
Lineage: Eukaryota; Metazoa; Chordata; Actinopteri; Cypriniformes; Cyprinidae
Product: E3 ubiquitin-protein ligase SH3RF1-like
Exons: 12
Coding region: 654-3314 (886 amino acids)
Molecular function (GO): protein binding
Source: RefSeq, a predicted model, not a curated record